Molecule: messenger RNA, 4504 nt
Organism: Danio aesculapii
Lineage: Eukaryota; Metazoa; Chordata; Actinopteri; Cypriniformes; Danionidae
Product: receptor-interacting serine/threonine-protein kinase 2-like
Exons: 11
Coding region: 407-2161 (584 amino acids)
Biological process (GO): positive regulation of apoptotic process; positive regulation of canonical NF-kappaB signal transduction; innate immune response
Cellular component (GO): cytoplasm
Molecular function (GO): ATP binding; JUN kinase kinase kinase activity
Source: RefSeq, a predicted model, not a curated record
GUUUAAUACGGCCAACUCAUUCAAACACAUACACCUGAGGGGCGUUUGGCUACUACCACAAGCACUCUUUAUCAUCGAUAAACCUCAAACCGUGACUAUACUCUUGUUAAUCUUCAGUUUGUGUGUUCUGGCGUGGUGUAAAAUGCGUUGUUCGGACUGGGGGCGUUUCUCCAAACCCGAGCUGUAGCACUCAUUUCUUUUCCAUCUGUUAUUCACUGACACUUUUUCCAAGGUGUCAGUGGACAUGUACCCUUCUUCUCUGGGGGAUCUAGACUAGUACGUAGACUUGACCGCAUUCACAACAUGUAAAUCCAAGCGUGAUUUCUCUUUCUCUCUCUCUCUGCGUAACAGUGCGCUUUCAGUUCCCCUUUUUAGUGAAGCAAAAGAGGGCCCGUGUCUUCUCAUAAUGUCCAGAAACAUGGAGCACACCGGCUGCGUCAACAUCUGCAGUCUCACCAGCACAUUACCGGUGAUCCCGUAUCGGAAACUAACGGACCUGCACUACAUCAGUAAAGGAGGCUUCGGGACGGUGUUCAGGGCGCAGCACAGUGACUGGCGCACCACAGUGGCGAUUAAGUGCUUGAAACUGGAUUCACCGGUUGGUGAGAGGGAAAGGAAUUGUUUACUGAAGGAAGCUGAGGUGCUUCACAAAGCUCGAUUUAACCACAUCAUCCAGAUCUUUGGGGUGUGUAAUGAACCCGAGUUCUUCUGCAUCAUAACCGAGUACAUGACCAACGGAUCGCUAGAUGAGCUCCUACAUGAGAAGGAUAUAUACCCAGUGGUGGCCUGGCCUUUGAGACUUCGUAUACUUUAUGAGAUUGCUCUAGGAGUCAAUUUCCUUCACAAUAUGACUCCGCCACUUUUACACCAUGAUCUCAAAACUCAGAACAUCCUGAUGGAUGGGGAAUACCAUGUUAAGAUUGCAGAUUUUGGCUUGUCAAAAUGGCGUCAGCUCUCUAUCACCAAAGGCUCCGGCUCCAAACCUGCUGAAAUGGGAGGCACGGUCAUCUAUAUGCCACCUGAGGAGUACGAACCCUCCAAAACCCGCAGAGCCGAUGUCAAAUAUGACAUGUACAGUUACGCCAUCAUCAUGUGGGAAGUGCUUUCAAGACGAAUACCAUUUGAAGAGGCCACCAAUCCCAUGCAGAUCAUGUUCAGCGUUCUCCGAGGCACUCGACCUGACACAGGCCUGGACAGUCUGCCGGUAGACAUUCCCAGUCGAGAGACACUCAUUAACCUUAUGACCUGCGGCUGGACCGCCAACCCAGAUGAACGGCCUUCUUUUCUCCAUUGUCUUAUUGAACUGGAGCCCAUGUUGAGGAGAUUUGAUGAGAUUGAUGUCUUGGAAGCAGUGUUGGAGGUCAAACGAAUAAAGUACAGGAGGCCGUCAAGCUGCUGCUCAUCGACUCAAACGAACGGGAAGAAAAUUGAGGAAAAGUGUGUGAAAGAGCGAAAUGUCCCAUGGCCAGACAACAGUUCCACAUCUGGAUCAGGCUCCUGCUCUUCCCAGGAAGCAGAAAUAUCCCAGCCGGGCUUCCUUACCAUAUCAACUCCCUCUCAAGGUCCUUAUGCGGGUCUGCCAUCAUCAUUAAUGUCUAUUCCACUGGAUCCUCCAAAGCCUCUUAUGGACAACUGCUCUCGGAACAACCUGAGUCCUGAAUAUCAGACAGAGCAGGUCUUGUCAGACCUCAACAUACCAUUCAAAGCUCAUGCACCUCAGAGUGAAAGUGAACUGGCACUUGCCAUACAACCCCUCACGCUGCAUCCACAUCCACAAGAUUUUGUCACAGCGUUUGACGAUCAAGGUCCAGCAGCCCGCUGGAUCGCUGCCCGAAGGGAGGAAGUUGUGCGCCAGAUGACCGAGGCAUGUCUCAAUCAGAGUUUAGACGCUUUACUGUCUCGUGAGCUGCUGAUGCGUGAAGACUACGAGUUGGUCGUAAACCAAACCACACGUACCGCCAAAGUGCGGAAGCUCCUGGACACUUGCGAACGGCACAGCGAGGAGUUCUGCCGUGUGGUGGUGCGCAAACUCCAGGACAACAAACAGAUGGGCCUGCAGCCUUACCCAGACCUCGGCACCACCAGCUCUCCACCUCCACCAUACGCAGCCCCCAGCGCCCCCUUCCUCUCCAACUCCUUCAACAACACCAGAAACUUCUAAGCGUUCCCAGUCUCCAAUCACUGCUCUCCAACUGGAGCUCUGUGAGUCCUCCUUACAGUUUGGUUGAGUCCUCCUUGGUUUAUGCGCUUUUACAUUUGUGCUUUUGCUCGGCGGGUGAACCAUCAACAGUUGUUGCAUCGAACAAGGCCAACUUUAAUCAGAUAAUCACUAAGAUAUAAUGACUUUAAGCAACUAUAGUGGUUGUUGAAUCAUAAGAGUAAUGCUUAUAUUCAUAAGUGAAGCCAGUAGAGUGGUUUCAGCACAUCAUGUUUAAACCUUUAUUCUAGCCAUUACAAGAAUCUGGAUGUUUCCACAUGGAGAGUUGUGAAGCUUAUAAGCAAUCAGUCCUGUUUUAUCAUUUGCACUUUCCACGGCAGCAAAUUCAUUAAAGCUGAAGACAUGAAUGAGCUGAAGUUCUAAAAAAAACGUAAUAAAAUGUGCUUUAUGUCCACAUUAGUGCAAAGUCACGCUUCCGGACUUAAAGUUUUGUAUGGAUCAGCAUUUUCGGUCUUCCUUUUUAUAAACCAUCAUGACUUGUUUUUUCUGCUGUAUUUCCACAGUGGCACUCAAAACAGGAUCUGCUGGUUGUGUUGUGUUUAAUGCUAUGUCAGGGUUAGUCUGCUAUGUGGCAGACAUUCUGAAGGUGUAGAGCAUCAGUCUCAAACCUGAUUCCUGGAGGUCCGCAGCUCUGCACAGUUUUGCUUCAACCCUAAUCAAACACAGCUGAUCCACCUAAUCAAGGUGUUCAAGACUACUAGGGACUAUAAAGCUGCGGUCACACUUGGGAUUUUUCUUCCCAUAGACUUCCAUUCAUAACCACGCGAAUGCAUCAGACCGGAAACGCAAGGUCAUGCGUCAAGUUUCGCAGGUUGCUGCGGUGCAAAGUUCAAGCUUGGUGAACUCUGACCUGCGAAAUCGCAUCACUUGACUGCGUGAGACCAAUUGAGGAUUAAAACACAACCUCUCUGGACAGAAAAUUAAAACAUGGAGCAAUCGCUCGCUUUUUUAAAUGUCUAAUCAUCUUGUUUAAUCCCGCCCCUUUUCGCUGCGCCGUACGACAGAAUUUCGCACACACAAAGCCCAGUGUGACCAUAGCUUAAGGCAGGUGUGAGUUGGAGGUGGUUGGAGCUGAACUAUGCAGAGCUGCGACCCCAGGAAUUGAGUUUGACACCAUUGGUGUAGACCUUAGUAAGGGUUGACUGUUUCACAGAGCUGAAGUUUGUUGGUAUAGUGUGUUCAUACAUGUAAGAUUAGACAUGAUCUGUACACUAAUGCCCGUACAAUUUUUUUUACCCUACCGUAGUUGAGUUUGAUCAUGUAUAUUGCAUACUUUAUGACUUUUUCUGUUACAUUUAAGAAGUCCACAUUACACCAGCUGUGUAAUGGUUUGGUCCUAAAAGAUUAAUGAACCCAAAAAUGAUUGUUGUUUUUUUUACUAAUCAUUCGUCAUUAUGUCAUUCCAAACCCCUGAGACCUUUAUUCAUCUUCAGAACACAAAUGAAGAUAUUUUAGAAGAAAUCAGAGAGCUAUCUCAUUCUCCAUAGACAGAAAUGCCCAAAACAACUUAUGCCUAUGUUUUCCCACAUCAUAUGAGUGUGCGUUUACUACGGGAAACACAAUGUGCUGUAAAAAAAAAAAAAUUAUCUUGCUGCCUAAAAUUCUUUAGUAAAAUAGAAUGAACCUUUCUAGUUAUCUCAACAUCAGUCAAACAGUAUAAAUAUUAAGUUUAACUUCACAUAAAUAAAAUAUUUUAGUUAGUUUAGGUAGUUGAAACCUGAUUAACUGAUUAAAAUGAGUUAAGGUAACAUAAAGUGUUGUUAACUUUUUUGGCUGCAUUUACACUACAGAUCUUGAUGGUCAAUUCUGAUUUAGUGACUGUAUGUGAUUUUUUUUGAUGACCCACUUACAUCAUCUUUUAAACGUGACUUGUGUCCAAUUGCUUGCAUUUACACGCAAUGACCAGAAAAAAAAAGAGCAGGCGCUGACUGACAGCUGAAAAUUAGAGCGCUCUUUUUCUCUAUUCCUAUAUUUCAUCUGUUCGCAGGGUUUAAUUUGUUAUUCUUUUUGACAAGUUGCUUUACUAUAGUUUAUGACGGAAAAGUUCUCAUUUGGCCAUUUUCUUUUACUCUAGGCUUUUUUUAAACCAGUAGGCAUCUUAAUGUAAUGUUCAUGGCGUGAUUUAUGCACAUGAUGUAUGCAACAGUUUUAGAUUAGCCUAUAUUGUUUACAUGGCGGAUUACGUUGCGCACUCUCUCUGUCGCUCUCGUUAACAUGCUUAAAUACCUGUGCUAUAAGACAAUAUAAAAGCUUUUUUGUCCUAGUAUAUGAGAUUUAAAGCUUGCG